This is a messenger RNA of Rotaria sordida, 240 nucleotides long. The record is from the annotation of a GenBank genome assembly. NCBI's taxonomy places the organism in Eukaryota, Metazoa, Rotifera, Eurotatoria, Philodinida, Philodinidae.
AUGUCAUACAAACACAAUUCAUGGUCAAUAUCAACACAAUCACAUUUUAUUAAAAGUAAUACUUUUAAAAAACGUAAACAUGUACGUUUUGGUGGUAAUUGUAGAGAUCCAUUAAAUUUAAAUGAACUUAUUCAAAAGAGCAAACAAUCAAUAACAAAUAAUGAUAAUAUAGAUAUGAAUAUUCAUGUAUCAAUCAACAUACCAAUAUUUCAACAAUACGACAAAAUUUUCAACCAAUAA